GAGAAUAUAAUUUAAUUAAAAAUUAUUCAGUUCAUCACGUAGAGUCUUUAACUUUAGUUUACGAUUGAAAUUCAAAAUUAAGUAGAACUAUUGAACUAUACUGUUGAUAUACAUAUACGCUAUUAUCUCUGAACGAUGGAUCAGUUUAACUCAUUCCGCAAUUUAGCUAGUUAAUUUUUAUUAGUGCUACACUUUGGACUACAGUGAGUGGGUGAGUGGAUUCACAGUGAAGUUUCAUGUGAAAGUGAUUUUUUUCUAAGUUUUUGAAUUUUUUUUAUUAACAUGGCGCAUCGUACAUUUAUUUGCAGCUCUAAUCAGUAUUCGAUAUGAAAUUGGAAAUUUUAUGGCUUUUCAUUCUACAUGCAUUUUCCUGUCAUGCUGCAGAUGUGGAUUGUCGGAGAGAACCAAAAUGUGUUAUAGCAAGAGUUCAUAAAAUGAAAACAGCGAAUUGCUAUGACAAACAGUUCAAAAAUUUCCCUAAAUGCCUAAACACUGAUGUUGAAAUCAUUGACUUAAGUUUCAAUAGAAUAAGGAAAAUAACAAAAGCUGAUAUAGACAGAUUCAAGUAUUUGAAAUUCUUGUACUUAGCAGACAACCUUCUUACCAAUAUAGAGAUAGAUGUGUUUGAAGACGCCGAUGACUUAACUACAUUGGAUUUAUCCUUAAAUGCUAUCAACAGAGUACCACCUGUAAUUUUUCAGUUGCCAUCCCUAACAUCACUCUACCUCAGCCAAAAUUUGAAUAUCAAUAUUGUUGACGCUAUAGAAGUUUCAAAACCAAUUGUGAGUCCUCUCACUCAAAUAGAUAUAAGCCAAACGACUGAUGAAGAUAAUUAUUCCGAUUUUCCGAAUUUUGGUAUUUUGCCGUUUUUGCUUUUUUUGAAUAUUACAAGAAAUUUUUAUUUCAAUUUAACUCCCAGAUUUUUUAUGGGGCUCUGUAACUUACAAAAACUGAUUAACGACAAUGUUACGACUGAUUUUGAAGAUCCAUGUGAUUGCUGGAGGAUAAAUUAUUGGCUAAAAGACAAACACGUCAAAUUUUCUCCAUUCAGGUGUGCAAUUGUUGAAUCACAAUGCAAAUAUACUGACUUCAAAGAAGAAGACUUACAGCUCUAUAAUCAGUGCAAAGAAAAACAUGCAGCAAUACAGAGAAGCAAUUUAAUUUUGAAAAUAAGUAUAGGUAUAGGAGUUGCUCUGAUUAUAAUAAUUAUUCUUAUUGUGAUAAUAUAUUUUUGGCGAAAAAGAAAGAAUAAUCGUAUAAAACAUAAUAGUACAAUAAAAAAGCAUGGCGUUGAUGAUUCCAGUCCAUUAAACGUACAGGGAAAAGCUGUUAGUAAUGAAUACUCAUUGUGAUAUUUAUGUGUAAGUAGGGUAUCAAAAAAAUGAUGUUUAACGUAGGUCAACACUACAAUUGUAAUUUUAAAUUUCAUUUAACAGAUUUUGUAAAAUAAUAGAAUAAAAAGUUAAGAUCAUUGUUGAGU
Diorhabda carinulata is the source of this 1480-nucleotide messenger RNA. RefSeq names its product phospholipase A2 inhibitor beta (gene Lapsyn). The transcript is spliced from 4 exons. The record is from RefSeq and is a predicted model, not a curated record. Gene Ontology annotation, molecular function: protein binding. The coding region runs from base 327 to 1352 and encodes 341 amino acids. Lineage: Eukaryota; Metazoa; Arthropoda; Insecta; Coleoptera; Chrysomelidae.